Molecule: messenger RNA, 3290 nt
Organism: Mycena citricolor
Lineage: Eukaryota; Fungi; Basidiomycota; Agaricomycetes; Agaricales; Mycenaceae
Source: the annotation of a GenBank genome assembly
UGCUUUGUCGACUUCUUUGAGCUUGGAAGUCGUCUGAUUCGUUGCUCACAGCUGUCGAUCUUCUGCUACAGAGGUCCAAGGCGAUCGAGGCCGCGGUCCACAGCGAGCCCGGCAUAAGCACGCAGGCCUACACCACCAAGAUGCGCUCUCUCUUCGUGAAUCUCAAGGACAAGAACAACCCCAGUCUGCGCGAAGCCGUAGCCAGCGGCGAUAUCCCUGUCGCCAAGUUCGUCAAGAUGUCCAGCCAGGAGAUGGCAUCCGAGGAGCGAAGGAAGGCGGAUCAGCAAAUUGAGCAGCAAAAUCUGUUUGACGCGCUCGGUGCUGUCGAGCAGGAGGCCGAGACCAGUGCGUUCCAGUGCUCCAAGUGCAAGCAGAGGAAGUGCCGCUACCGCCAGGCCCAGACCCGCUCUGCCGACGAGCCUAUGACUACUUUCGUCACAUGUGUGAACUGCAACAACAGGUGGAAGUUCUCCUGAAUCAUAACGAUGCGCUUGGACCCUCUUCUUUUUCGAUGUAUUUUUGCACGCUCGUGCCGAUAUCUGUUUGCGCUCCUUGUUAUCUAUUCCAGUACCUGUAUUUUUUUUGUCGAUACACCCGCGCGCUUUGUUCCGUAUCGCCUUGACUUGGCUUCAGAUCAGGACUCGUGGGCUGCUUGUUUACGCGUGUUGAUCGUUCCAAACCUCUCCUCUGAACGCGUCUUACGACGCGCACCUUCCGGCUUUCUCUCUCAUACGGGGAUACCUUUCCAUCUAUACUGAAACAUGAGCACGGCCGCCCUCCCCUCUCUUGACGCUUUGCAUCGGCAAAGUGCGAAAAGGACACGAUCCAUAUUCGAAUCAUGUCCGGACGAAGGUUUGAAGGAUGAGGAAAAGAGGCAUGGCUACGCCGCGGACCGCAUUGCUCCUCCCUAACGUCUUGCAGCGCUCGGAUACGGCUUUCGACGAAAAUCUACGACGAAUAUCGCGAUUUCAAAGAACUGCCGCCAGCACUCUUGUCCCAGCAGGCGGGCGUAGGACCCGCACGGCCGAAGGAAUUGAGGAAAAUGAUAACAGCGGGGCCCUCCGCACCCGCCGAUGCCGCGACGGCCCUAAUGAUCUCCUCCAUCGACCGCACCCCCACCACAACACCGUCCACCUUCACAUCCUCGAGCAAGCUUUCCCAGGCGCUCUCCCUGCACAAGACGACGCGGACAAUCAAGCCGACGUAUCAUCCGCCGUGGAAGCUUGUGCGUGUCAUUUCGGGCCAUCUGGGAUGGGUGCGCAGUGUCGCAGUGGAGCCGGGGAAUCAAUGGUUCGCGACGGGUGCUGGGGACCGGGUUAUCAAGAUAUGGGACUUGGCGUCGGGGGAGCUGAAGCUGUCGCUGACGGGCCACAUCUCGACUGUGCGCGGGCUGGCCGUGUCACCUCGUCACCCUUACCUGUUUUCGUGUGGUGAAGACAAGAUGGUGCGCUGUUGGGAUCUGGAAGCUAAUAAGAUCAUCCGGCAUUACCACGGUCAUCUCUCUGGUGUAUAUACCCUUGCGCUGCACCCCACACUUGACGUGCUGGUCACCGCCGGUCGCGAUGCUUCCGCUCGUGUAUGGGACAUGAGGACCAAGGCGCAGAUACACGUCUUGUCGGGCCACACAGGCACUGUCGCCGAUGUAAAAUGCCAAGACUCCGAGCCCCAGGUUAUCACAGGUAGCAUGGACUCCACUGUCAGGCUGUGGGACUUGGCUGCCGGCAAAGCCCGUGUAACGUUGACGCACCACAAGAAAUCGGUCCGAGCGCUGGCCAUCCACCCGACCGAGUACUCGUUUGCAUCGGGAUCAGCCGGCGGGAAUAAUAUCAAGAAAUGGAAGUGCCCUGACGGCAAUUUCGUGUUCAACUUCAGCGGACACAAUGCCAUCAUCAAUACGCUCUCCGUGAAUGCGGAGGGUGUGUUCUUCUCUGGCGCGGAUAAUGGCAGUCUGUCGUUCUGGGACUACAAUACGGGAACGCCCUUCCAGACGAUGGAGGAUCUUCCCCAGCCUGGCUCGCUGGAAGCUGAGGCGGGCGUUUUCUGCUCGACGUUCGACAUGACCGGGACGCGCCUGAUUACGGGUGGGGCCGACAAGACAAUUAAGGUAUGUGCUUAUGUCCUUGACAUGUCGAACAGUCUCCGGAAACUGAUGCGUUGCAGAUCUAUGCUGAGCAGACCGGGACGUCGUGAUGUUGUAAUUCGCUGUUUGUAUUCACCGUUGGCAAGAGAAAAGAUUAUAUUUGAUACAUGGCGAACCGCUGGGAAGGACUGAAAAGCAACAAUACAGCCAAAGAAGACAUGAUUAAAUGACAAAGAUGAUAUUUGGAUUGAUUGCACGAUCGACCGACAUGGGAAUCACUCAACCGGCCCACCCGCUGAGCGACGACAGGCCGGCAUGCGGAGGAGUGUCAAGGUGAAAUGCUGCAGUGUUUACGGCAGGCUCGAUCCUCUGCCGGGGGCAUAGUCCAUGCGAGGCGGAGAUCGACGUCGGCGGGCACCCAGCGAGUCUAGGCACCGGAGAGACGGCAUUUGCGGGGCGGUGGGCCUGGAUCAGCGGCGAAUACGCCAUCUGCUGCGUGUCGUAGUGCAGCUGGUGGUGCAGAUCCGCCGCGUCCAUGUCUCCUGCCGCCGUGAUGCCGUAUAGGCCGGACCGCGGCGGGUCGAUGGGCGAUAUGGGGAACGGCGGCGAGGAGGUGCCGGAAACGGGGGAGAGCGUCUCGUUUGGGCUGGGGAGAUCGUCGAAGUAGGGGUAUGACUGGAGCUGCAUGUUGGCCGCAUCGAGGGGGAGAAACAUGUCCGACGGCGGUGAUAGCCAGUCGACGGCCGAUGGGAGCAUGUUGCUCACGGGGUCGUCCUGCCAGAGACCCAUCUGACAGGAUGAUGUGGUAUUGGCGAUCGCCGAUUGCCAGGUGGACGCGGGUUUUCCGGGUGGAACGACAGACGGUCCGGGCUUGGUGCGGCGCGUCAGGAGCGGCGCGGGGCUUGUUUCGGGGGGCAGAUCGAUAGGGCGCAAGGUCACUGAGCGUCUCGUCGGGCGGUGGUCGUCUUUGAUGAACGGCGGCUGCACGGGCUUCGCGCCGUACACCUUCUUCUUCGUCAGGCCGUGGACCUGCUGCAGCUUUGCGACGAUGCUGGGUGGAUCGGCGCACGGAUCAGUCAGUGCCUUGGUGGUGUACAUGUCCGACGGAAGGUGCUGCGACGUCUCAGAGGUCUGUGCCGUGCGGUCUUAGCCAAGCAGAUUUCAUCAGCCCACGUAACACACCUUGGAUGCCGAGGAAAGAUGCACUGCG